GACCUCAUUUCCGGUACCUGCCACUCAACGGCGGCCCCUGGCAGAGUUGCGAGAGGGGACGAGGCGAGGUCGGACCCCCAACCCCCCCGGCUCCUCCUCCUCCUGGGAAGCGGCCAGCUGGCUGGAGCGCGCGGCGCCCCCGGCUGUACCAGGCAGGGCACUCGGAGCUGCUCCAGCGGCGCCCGCGGCGGCUGAGGGGACCGAGAGCGAGGAGGUCCUGAGCCCCGCGAAGGAGCCGGCCGAAGCCUCCGUCCUUGCUCUGGCCGCGGCCAGGUGUGCGCGACCUUCUUCAUUUGCGGAAGCGCGACGCGCAGAAAGCGCAGCGAGCGGGGAAGGCGGUCGCCGGGCGAGAGCAGCAGGAGGGGCUUCUUCGCCUUUUUCUGCAACGGCUCCUUUGUCCAUUUAAACCGCGUCUCCAAGGUAUACAUUCAACAAGUGAAGUUCUCCUGUGCAGCCGAUCUCUCCGGGCAGGCAGGCAGGCGGAAAGAGGAGGAGCUCUAGUUGUUGAAUCGCUGUCUGUCAGGCGAGUUAAAGAAGUGCGCAUGUGACCUUCUUUCCUCACUUAUUUAUAUAAAAGCUGCGGGAAAGGCAAGGUGGUUGCUGUGUAGUGCGUGGACACGUGAAAGGCCUCUGGCGCACCCCUUCCGUGCCUCCAACAACUUGUGAAAAAAGCCAUCAAGUGAAGCUUCUCGUCGGUGCAGCGUUUCCAGGCGGAGGAAAUUGGCACUGCUUUAAUUUCUGCCUAUCAGUUUUGUUACAUGUGAAAACACUAGAAAUCCAGAAUUCAUGGUGAAUCUAACAACAAGCAAGUCUACCAAGAAAAUGGAAGGGAAACAUAUUAUGGAUACAGUUUUUGUUUCCAGUUUUCCAAGAAUCUGUUGUAAAUGACACUUAAUAAAUGCUGAGCGACAUACUUUGCUUCACCGAAAUGGUGGACAUAGAAAGCCAGCUUUGCCCCCUCCUUCCCUUAAAGGAUGAGGAUCUUGAUAGUCCUUUAUCUGAAGAAUUCUUACAAGAUAUGGAUUCCAUACAAGAGCUCUCACAAUCUAUAAGUGGGGACAGUUCAGGAGCAUUAAGUGCAACAGACUUCCAGUCCCUGGGAAAUGGAGCUGCGUCUGAUGGCUCAAUCAUCACAGACUCUCUCUCGCCAGCAUCCAGUCCCUCAUCUGUGAAUUUUUCCACAGUUUCGGGUAGCAAAGAUGAACUGCCAAGUGCAUCACUAAAUAUUGAAUGUAGAAUAUGUGGAGAUAAAGCUUCAGGCUACCAUUAUGGAGUCCAUGCUUGUGAAGGUUGUAAGGGUUUUUUUAGGCGAACAAUCAGACUAAAACUUACAUAUGACAAGUGUGAUCGCAACUGCAAAAUUCAGAAAAAGAAUCGCAAUAAAUGUCAGUACUGCCGUUUUCAAAAGUGCCUUUCAGUUGGAAUGUCUCAUAAUGCUAUUCGAUUUGGACGGAUGCCAAGGUCAGAGAAGGCAAAGCUGAAAGCUGAAAUUCUAACAGGUGAUCAUUGUAUAGAGAAUUCUGAAAUCGCAGAUCUAAAAUCACUCGCCAAGAGAAUUUAUGAAGCGUAUUUGAAAAACUUUAAUAUGAACAAGGUCAAAGCCAGACUCAUACUUGCAGGAAAAACCAGUAACAAUCCACCAUUUGUUAUACAUGAUAUGGAUACAUUGUGUAUGGCAGAGAAGACACUGGUGGCCAAACUGGUAGCCAAUGGAAUACAAAACAAGGAGGCAGAAGUUCGGAUUUUCCACUGCUGCCAAUGUACCUCCGUCGAGGCUGUAACAGAACUUACAGAAUUUGCCAAAUCCAUCCCUGGCUUCUCUAACCUAGACUUGAAUGACCAGGUGACGCUAUUAAAAUACGGAGUUUAUGAAGCCAUUUUUGCCACAUUAUCCUCUGUAAUGAACAAAGAUGGAAUGCUAGUAGCCUACGGAAAUGGUUUUAUAACUCGAGAAUUCCUCAAAAGUUUAAGGAAGCCAUUUUGUGAUAUCAUGGAACCGAAGUUUGAUUUUGCAAUGAAAUUCAAUGCAUUGGAGUUAGAUGACAGCGAUAUAGCUCUUUUUGUGGCUGCUAUAAUUUGUUGUGGAGAUCGCCCUGGCCUUGUAAACAUAAGACACAUUGAAAAGAUGCAGGAGAGCAUUGUGCAUGUACUAAAACUUCACUUGCAAAACAACCACCCUGAUGACAUCUUCCUUUUCCCAAAGCUUCUACAGAAAAUGGCCGACCUCCGACAGCUUGUCACAGAACAUGCUCAGCUUGUUCAGAUUAUCAAAAAGACUGAAUCUGAUGCACACUUACAUCCUUUACUACAAGAAAUCUACAAGGAUAUGUACUAAGACUGUUUUUUGUUUUGUUUUGUUUUUUGUUUUGUAUGACGUGAAAAUACAAAAGCAAUAGAUGGGAGCAAACUACUCUGCACACUUCUCUCUGUUGUGCUUUUAUUUCAAAGCAUUAGUGAGCUAAAAGGUACGUAACUGCAAUAUCAUAUUUUUCUUGCAAGGAGUUAUUUUUAAGUACUUAAGAGAAACUGUAUAGUAUGUAUAAAAAAUGGCAAUAAGCUGUGAUUGACUUGAAAUUUGGGCAACAGUGGUAAUAUCAUUUAUAGUACAUCUGAACUUGCUAACAACAUGUACUUCUUAUGAAGUUUCUGCACUUUUAAGCCUUUAUCCCAUCAUCUUCAUUAGUGUAAGAAAGCUAGGAGUUUUGGCCAGGAUCCAAAAGCCUUUAUGUGAUGUCCAUUAAAGCUUUAGCAGUGUUUCUCCAACAUCAGUCCUCCGUGCUUUGUGGAAACCUGAAGGUGUUUCAAAAACAGAUUGGGAUUAGACAUGGUGGGGGCAGAGAUGUCUGCCAUUAAAAUAAGUCACAUACUACUGAUCAUACCCUAUCCCUUAAAUCAGGGGUAGCCAAUAUUGUAUUCUCCAGAUGUUGUGGACUACAUCUCCCAUAAGCCGCAGCCAGCAUGACCAAAAGUCAGAGGUAAUGUGAACUGUGGUCCACAAUCCACCUGGCCUAGCGGGCGAGACCCACACUCACCCAGCCCUACUGAAGAGGCUCCUCAUGAGGCCGGAGGAACAUUGCCCGACUAUUGUUUUAUUACUUAUUGAUUUAAUAUGCUGUAGACCGUUUUGAGGUUUUUAUUAAAAGUAUAGAAAAUUUAAAAAUGAAUAAAAUACAAUAAAAUAUCUGAAGGGCACCCUAGUCACUAGCCCUGCAUCUAAAGUACAGUAAGCCCAUAAUUUAUGCUGGGGUUAUGUUCUGGGGAUUGCGCUUAAAGCCAAAAUUGUGUACAGUAUAGUCAAAGCACAUUGGGCUCCCAUACUGGCAGGUAGGAUUGCCAAAGUCUUUCCCCAGAUGUCUGCCCCCCUUUUAUUUGUUUUUAUUUUUGCCAAGUGCGUAAAACUGAGUGCGCACAAGUUGAAGGGUAAAUAAAUUGUAGGCUUACUGUAGUUUCUUUAGAUCCUGUCCCUACCUCGAUUGUUUUCCAUAAAGGAUGCAUUUUUUAAAAGCUUUCUUCCUACUUAAGGCUGCAGUCCUAUGCACAAUUUCUGGGAAAUAGGUUCCACAGAAGUAAUUAUGACUUUUGUAAGAUUGCUGUGUUGUUUUAUUUAUUUAACUGAAAUAAAAUCCCAUUGGCAUGUCAAAGCCAUAAUGAUAUUGGGAAAUAUAUUUAGUGAUGUGCAACCAGGCCCUCCCUCUUCCAUGGUUCAUGCCAAACUGCUUAUUUCCAGUCAGCUAUGCAGGGUCAAUAUAGAACAUUCAAAAACCUUAUAGUCAUGCAGAGCCAGUUCAUAAUUUCUUGUGUAUUCUGGUGCUUGAGUUUGAAUUUGAAACAUUGAAUUUCUAAAACAGCUCUGCUCUGGGCAAACUUCAUGUUAACCUGUUGUUAGUAUAUCGAACCAUAGAUACAACAAAGUUGAUUUAGCAGACAGAAUGUUGCUUCCAUACAGCACUGAAACAAGGAAUAGGAGUCAGAGUAGUGUGUUGUUUGGACUUGUGGAUAAUUUUCUAAUUCAGUGCCCUUUCCUCACUGCAGAAGCAAUAAUACUCAUUUUGGGGGUGGGGGUGGGUGGGCAGGGGACCACAUAGAGGCCCAAAGUGUUUCAAUACUGUAACCUAGCUUAUUAAGGUUAUGUUUAAACCAGACACUCAGCACUAAUGCAAGUUGUUACGCAUAGUUUUUGUAUUCUACAGACAAAAACUGAUCAUAUAGGCUUUCCCUCUCCUGGACCCCUGACAACUCUUUUUGGGGUGGGGGUUAUGAAUCUCAUUCAGAUAUCUCAGAACUUUCACCAUUCUACAGUUGCCAGGAUUCUUUGGAGAAAGUCAUAACCUUUAAAUUGGUAUCAAACAUGCCAGCAGUGUAGAUAUGUCCCUAGGUAAAGGUAAAGGGACCCCUGACCAUUAGGUCCAGUCAGCGGUGGAGCUUCAUGCUCCGCCACCGGGGACGGAGAGAAGGCGCACUGCCCCCAGUGAUAUGCACUCAGGGGCGGGGCGGGAGUUUUGGGGGCAGGGCGGGCAGCGGCGAUGGCGCCCCUGGGAUCGCAUCGCUCGGGGCACACCGCCCCCACUGCCCCUAUCUUCCUACGCCCCUGGGUCCAGUUGUGACCGACUCUGGGGUUGCAGCGCUCAUCUCACGUUAUUGGCCGAAGGAGCCGGCGUACAGCUUCCAGGUCAUGUGGCCAGCAUGACAAAGCUGCUUCUGGCGAACCAGAGCAGCGCACGGAAACGCCGUUUACCUUCCCGCCGGAGCAGUCCCUAUUUAUCUACUUGCACUUUGAUGUGCUUUUGAACUGCUAGGUGGGCAGAAGCUGGGACCGAGCAAUGGGAGCUCACCCCAUCCCGGGGAUUUGAACUGCUGACCUUCCGAUCGGCAAGCCCUAGGCUCAGUGGUUUAACCCACAGUGCCACCCGCAUCCCGUGUAGAUAUGUCUCUAGAGCUCUUUAGAUGCAUACACAACUUCUCAGAACAAUGUUUCCUUUGAGGAUCGUUUUUAAUGGAUGCACAUGAAAGGCUGCAGAUAUUACAAAAACUGUAUGCUGGGGUCUGUUUGUUUUUAAUUCAUUGUAUUACUAGGUGUGUGCAUUUGAUGUUUUUAAAUGCUAUUUUAUAGGCUGCACACAGCAACUAGUCACGUGUCUCUAAAAUUGUAAUUUGUGAGGUCCUUUGUAUUCUUUAGGAUUGCUUCAUUUGUAUUCUGUGCAAAUACCUUAUUAGAACACCUGUUUCAAAGAUAACAUUUUAUAAGAUCACAGCAAAAUCAGCCACCUUGAUUUUGGAAGAAGAAGAAAAAUCCUAGGUCUGCUUUAGUGGCAGAUAUCUUCCCACUAAAAUAUCUUCCCACUAUAAUACAUGGAUGUCAUUUGCAAGAGGGGCAUUCUGUGAUUUUGUAAAAAGUAUUGGGUUUGUAUUGCAAGAUCCAAAUAGUUCCACCCUUUACAUUAUUAAUUACUUUACUGAAUGACAAUCCCUUGUUUUUAAAAUUUGGCCUGGUUUCUGUAUAGCCGGAAACAGUGUCCUGCCUCAGGUUUCUGUUCCUGGCUACUAUAUGCUGGUUUUUCUCCAGAUCGUUUAAAUCUUUUGUAUUUCAUAAACCAUGGCUUAUUAAGACUGAAACCAGUAUUAGAGCCCUUUGGCCCUCUUCAUAUUGUGCACCAGCUGUGGCAUGAAGAGCCUUUGCUUAUAUCAAGGCUGGGCUCACUCUAGUGUCCAAACUGGAGAACUCUGGCUUAAUGUCAACAAACUAAGAUCAUACCUUUUUUUUUACCAUGUUGUUUUUAAAAGUUUGCAAGCUGCCAAUUGACCAAUCACUUGCCAGCAUUUUGCUUUCUCUCUGUGGCCUUCCCUUCCGUGGCCUUCCAUGUAAUUUAGAAUGCUAUGGGAUGCAGUUGUAGGAUGAUGUUUUGAUUUCUUUCCAGUGAAGAUCUCUAGUAUUUUGUGAAUACCUGUGGGUUGAACCUAUGAAUUACAAGUGCUGAAAUAACUUUUGAGAGCCUAAAGAACUUCAGUAAUAUGUUAGUCAGUCGAUUUUAGGAGAAGCAGUGUCAGAAAGUGCACUAGAAGACUGCUUACACUAUCAUUCAGAGCACUCAGGAUUGGGACCAUAACUCAAGGUGCAAUGUUGAAGAAAAAAAUUGUUUUCCAAAAAUGAAAUUGGCUACCUCAGCAAAUUAUUUAAAAAAGGCAGCAGCAAGUUGGCUAGCUCAAUAAAGUUAUAAUAUAUGACUCAGGGUUGCAAGUCCAAGUAAACUGGAAACAGUUCUAAUAUCUAUUCUCAUCAUGCAAAUUGUGUAGCUUGCGGGGGGAGUCGCACUACUUUUAUUUUUUUGCACUAUUUCUGUGUCUUUAUCCUGUGGCACUUUCAUUAACCGUUAGCUACUAAUUAUUACUUAAUUAUAAUGUGAGAGGGGCACUUAAAUGCAUGGACACUUGAGCUGAGUCUGCUCCCCUCGCUUCCUCAAGCACGUUGGGGUAUACUUUUUCCCGUUCCCCAUGUGAGCCCAUAAGCUUGACAUUUUUCACACUACAGCAAGAUUUUGUGUGCCAUAGGAGUGGCUAAUGCAAUUUUCCUGUAAAGUGCCAUGUUGCCCAACUGCUUUUAACACUGACACAAGCUCGCUUUCAAUGAGACAACAGGAAGUAGGCGUAGCUGUGGCCAUGUGACUAUAUUUCUUUUUAGGCCCAUAUUUAUAGCUCCUGCUUAUCAGUGCCUUGUAGAAUUUCUUCACUUUGACAUCUAGCAUCACCUCGGCAUGUUAUACUGGGGCGUGGUGCAGUUGUGCCGUCCCCCUCAAACUGAGUCUCAAAUUGAUGUUGUUGACUUUGACUUCAAUAGGACAGUCAGAGUAAUGGAGAAGUGAGCCCUUUCUGAUCCCAUUGUUCUGUCUUUUCUAUAUGUGUAACUCUCCUCUGGGUUUCAUUUCAUGAUGUUUCACUGUGACCUGGAAAUAAUUAUAUAUGUUGAAUUUGCUAUGCUUUUCUGUUGUGAAACGAUUAAAUAUAUUUGAUGUUGUGCUGCUAUUAUUUAAUCAAAUGUGAUAGUUUUGAUCCAUUUCAUAUCAAUAUUGCCAUGAACCUAUAGAAAAUUGGUGGUGUAACAAUUUUUAAAAGAAAGCAUUGGGUUAAAUUUAAUUUUUCACAGUUCUAAAUAUGCAAAUACUUUCAAUAAUACGGACACUUUCACAGAUGAAAAAUUGGAAGUUGUAUAUUAUAGCAGUAAUGGGCUUGUUUAGAAUUAUGUUGCAGUCACAGUUGCCAUUCAUGUGCACGGUUAGUUCUCCAGUGAGUAAAGGAGACUCUAAUAUAACUGUUUACAAUAGUUAUAAACCCUGAAUUUUACAGUUUUUAGGAUUUUUAUCUGCGGUCUAGUAGGAAUAAUUAGACCUAUCAGCUUAUUGCUAUUGCUGUAAGCUUUAGAUUUAAGUACGGUAUGUUUUGCACUGAAUUUGCACUGCAUUUGUAAUUAAAACUUUUUAAAAAAUAUAUAGGGAACAAUUAAUAAGCCAACCUUGCUAUGAAACCCAGCAUCGUUGAGAUGGAUGGGAGAGUGCCCAGUACCAUUCCUUGGUAGGUUGUGCUAUUUAAUUAUGACUUUUGAUUGCCCUAGGAAAGAGACAAGCCAUAGAGACAGAUCCUGAUGCUUCCAAUUAUGUGUACUUUGGAGCUAAUGGAAACAAACCUCAUAUAAAAACAUGUUGGUAACUUAAAUAUUUGUGAUUUUAGUUUUAUUUGGAAGCAUUCUAAUAUGAUGCCUUGAGCAACAUAGGUGAUACCUGCUCUACUUGCAAUGACUUUUACUGAUUGAUACUUACAAUUUACACCUCCAUGUGUAAAAUAAUUUUAAAAUGCAGGCUUGAACCAGAGUACCUAACUGACAACAUAGUCUAUAACUUUAUUUUUCUGCACUGUAUAUUUUUUUCUAGGCAGCAAUAAAACCUGUGUAAAGGUCUAUCAGAUGUAUUAUAACUGUAUUAUAAGCUUACUUUCUGAGACUUCGCUUCUGAAUCUGUUAUGCUCCUGGGUCAUCAGGCUUUUCUAAAGAUGUUUGUUGAAUCAUAAUUGGGAGACAGGGGGGAACAAAGCAAGAGUUAGACUAAGAAAAUGACCCAGGAUCAAACCUCAUGUAUGCAUUUAGAACAGUUUUCACAAAUGGGGACUUAUUAAAGGAAAGAUCUUAGGAUUUUACCCAAGGAUUAAUGGAGACUUAUUCAAUGUGUGUUUGCUAUGCUUAACUUCAAUUAUUCGAAUGCAAGGUAGACUCAUUACAGAUAUGGUGAAGGAAGUAAUCCCUGAGAGUCCUUUCUAAUUCAAUGAUUUGUGUUGCUUUUUAAAAGCUUUACUACCGUAGCUAAUGCCUAGGAAAUGUACAAUUAAUCAAAAUUCUAUCAGCGUGUUGAUUUCCAAGGCAAUGAAAGGAAACAGUUAGGGUUACGCUGACAUGGUGGGCAAAGAGGAACAGUCAUUUAUCUAAUUGAUUUUUUUCAAAGCGAGAUCCCACUGACAAGUUGGCGAAUGAGAUGAAGGGAAUCCAGGCUGCUUCAAACGCCCCCAGUUUAGAUUGCCACUUGAACAAUCUGAUGUUUUAAGUUUUUGCAAUGUGCCUAAUGCAACUAUAUCAGUUAUCAAAUGAGAAUUCAGUUGAAGCUGGGUGUUUUUUUGCAUUAUUUUGAAGGUGGGUUACUUAAUGAAAUACUGGGGGUUAACCCCAGACAUGUCUCUCUUCUCCCCUUCCCUUUAGAGAGGGCUGGUGGCCUUUAGACUUCCCAGCUCUGCCUUGCAGUUCAGUAGCUUUUAAGGAACUUUAGUAAUAUUUGUUCAAAAUGGAAGGAAGAGAAAUAACUCGGGUUCAUGCUUCAUGAUAAAUGCAGCCCCUCCCCCACCAAUAAAAUGGGGGGGGGGCAUGGCCUGGUUGGGUUCAUCUGACUUCUCUAUACAGUUUAGGGAGCAUCACCAAUGGUCUGAUUUCCACAAUGACUGAGAUACUUUUAGAGCUGCCACUGUUGUGGGAAUUUGUGCCUGCAUGCGCACAGUAUCAAAGUAUUGAGUUCUACAAAUAGUGCUUUUCUGCUGGACAGCUGCACUUCAAAUACUCUAUAGAUCUCUCUCUCUCUCUCUCUCUCUCUCUCUCUCUCUCUCUCUCUCUCUCUCUCUCUCUCUCUCUCUCUCUCUGAUCCUAGGGACUUGGAGAAGGGGAAAGACUUCCGUUAUGUUCACUAUGAAAGUGAUAGUUGGGUAAUACAAAGGGGGCAUGUUAGCAGCUUUCCUUGGUUUCCCUUCAAUGUGUUCCCUCCUUCCACCUCAAGGGUUAACUUAUUGCAAGACUUGCUAUAUUUCACCUGCUUCUAAGCAUGAGGUAGGGAGCUGAGAAAUGCCUAGGCCUUCCACCAAAGCGGCAAAACAGCUUUUAGGAAGAGGAAAUGUGUAUUAUACUUGCUUUAUAAAUAAAAACACUUGAGAAAUAGUAGUGGUGGAGAGCAUUCCAGCUUUAAUUGACCUUGCAUUAAACAACAAAGCAAUGCUUAACAACAUUUUUCAUAAUGUAAUAGUUGUAACUAGGGAGACUUCAUCGUCUAUCACAUCAUAAUCUGGAUUUUGUGUUGGGUUUUAAAUUCAGGUCCUGGUUAUUGGCCAGCUCAGUCUUUCAGUUCAUAUGAUAGAUAACAACAUUCUGGUUGAAUAAGCUAAAUGCAACUUCAAGCUUCAGGAUUAAGGCAUGGGAAAUCCUAGACAUGAGGGUGACUUCUUGCUUUCAUUUAUUACCAGUUAAUAGCUAUGUGCAUUUGCUGGCUGAAGUGAUCAGUUACAGGGUUAAAGCUGUGAAGCAGGGCAGCAGAGCAACUUGAUUUUUAAAACAUUUUCCUUAAUUCUACUAUCCUGUCAUGUGCCUUUUAAAGUGAUCUGCAGGUUCAGAGACUUAAGAAAUUUUGAAUACAGUAGCAGUAUUUAAGUACAAUAUCAUAGGCGAUGCUACAUUCUUUGAUACAAAUGUAUAAAAAUGAAAUAAUUUCACAUGUAUUUUGGAUUAUUUGUUUUACACUUAACCUUGGAUUAUAUUGUGAUGUAUGAUAGCCUGUGAAAAUGCAUCGGGUAGUUUGCAAAAAACUGUUGAACAGGUUUAUGAGAUUGGUUUAAGUCAUUCUCUGCAUUUACAGUUAGAGGAAGUGAAAAUGAAACAAGCUCCUUUAAAAAAGGAAAGAGGAGAAUUUGCACAUUCCCCCACUGGUGGGAAUGGAUAGAAUGCCUGGCUGCAUGCAGGGGGCUGGGCUGGACAAACUGUCUCUUUUCUUGUAUGUAGCUUCUCUACACGAUGGAGGAUUCUUAUUUGCCUUCUUUACAGUAACACUAACAAUGCAAUCCUAGCAUGUUUACUCAGAAAUGUUUUGCUGAGUUGAAAGGGGGUUGCAGGAUUGGAAUCUUAACUCAGGUUAAAUUCAGGAAUACAACAGCUGCAUGUAGUAGCAUUUAGAUGUGGGUAUGAAAUCUCUUUAGUAAAAUAUGAGUUUUGUAGAGAAAUAAAAUUGAAUUCUUCCCUUUUCUGCUUGCAGAAAAAGUCACCCAGAAUAUUAAUACAGUAUUUGGUCAAUCCAUUUUAGAAUAAAAAUGCCUAUUAAUUGACAAUGUAUUUUUCUAAUAUUUGACAUUUUGAUUUUCCUGUUCAGACAACAAAGGAUUGAAUAAGGAAAAAUGUAUUUAAUGAGUCUGCUGGAAUAUUGUCCAAAUCUCUCUAAGGACUGAUGAAUGUAUGUAAAAAGAGGAAACUUCACAGUGUGAUUUUUGCCUUAAUGGUUUAAAAUAGUCUUUCAUAAAAUAAAAUAUUCAUUUAAAAUGUAUCUUGGUUUUUAUUGUUAUUACUUUAGAUAUUGAAAACAUUUUUACCACACACAGUACAGCCACAACUUAAGCUUAUUCUGAAACACAUGACACACAAGAAAAAUGUAGAAAAACAAACAAACUGGGCACUAUCAUCCCCAGAGCUACACCUCUCAUUUAAAGACAGCUUUUCUUAGCCUCUAAGACAGGGGUGCCCAAACUUUUUUCAAAGAGGACCAGAUUUGAUGAAGUGAACAUGCAUGAGGGCCAACCAAAGCUGUUGAGGAUUGUUUAGGAUUGAAGUUGUUGACCUUUUUUUUUACCCCAGGAGUUAAACUGCCACAGGGGCCGGAUUAGGCCCCCCAAACAGACUUUGGACAUUCCUGCUCUAAGAAAAAGCAUUGCAUUUUGCACUUAAUUGAAUGAUUAUAUUCCUGUGCUGUGACACGGGUGUAAAACCACACAUGCCCACUAUUAAGUGUUACCACCCCACCUCCUUCUCCCCCACCUCUCCCCCCUUUCUCCUUCCCCAACUGUAUUCUAAACAACACAUUCUCACAUCAAAAGUAAAGAAGGUUCUACAAUUUGGAAAAAAGAGACAACACAUGUUCUUUUGUAAAACUAGAAAAUCUUUAUAAUUAUUUAACUCAUAUAUGAUUAACAAAUCAAUACUACAUUUAUGAGUCAUAAAACAGUAUUCAUAACAAUAGCAGCCAAAAAAUAAAUUAAGCAGCGUUAAGUUCAUGCACACUCCAAACCCCCAUGACUCAUCAACUUUCAGUGCAUUAAAAUACUCUUGCAAAUAAUGCCUGGGGCAGCAACUCCCUUCUGAAGGUUCCUCAGGCUGAAGGUGGGGUAGCACAGGGAAAACCAGUCCCCCCCCUCAAUGGCAAAGUGUCUCUCCAGAGGAAGAAUGAUGAGGGGAGAAACAGCUCCCCCAUGAAGACCCCGAGGGCUGGAGGGUGGGGCAAGACAGGUGUAAAAAGGCAGGUUGCAGAAUUUUUUUAAUAUAGCAAAGCACUAUAGUGCUACAUGAAAGAGCAGCUUUUAAAAUUAAAGGUGAUAAAAUGCUGCUGGCCACAAAGGUUAUAUUGAAUGUGUGGUGAGCUGUGAAAGGGUCACCUGCUCACAUCCAAACCACACCUCUUAAAGCUUGAAAUUACAAGUAGAGCUGAGGGCGCUCCUCUUCUACAUUUCUCAAAGACAGACGCAGCAUUGGGAAACAGGAUGGGUGAUGCUAAGUUGAUUCUAUGAUCCUAUGGGAAUGCUUUGAUGGUGUUUCCUGCUAGGCAAGGGGUUGGACUGGAUGGCCCUUGUGGUCUCUUCCAACUCUAUGAUUCUAAGUGAACAGGGCAUGGCUGUUCUCCCUUAAACGCCUUGUGUGGAAGCAUCCUUUGAUGCAUGCAAUAGGUGCUCGAUCACUAUUAUUUCCUCUAUUUCUGAUGUUAAAGAGAUGAUCACUGGACUCUGAAGUCAAAAUGUCACCAGCUGCACACAAGAAGAUAAUGUUUUAGGGGCAGGGAGGGACCAGCAUGGUUGCAAAAGUACGAAAUGUUUAGGAACAAAAGCCACCACACUGAAGACUUGAAGUGUUUGGUGUGCAUGCAAUAUUGGCUGAAUGUUGGAGGAGGGGAAUGGAAAACAGAGGUGGAGGAAUAGAGAGAAGUAUCCUGAAAUGGAGCACUUCAUACUAUGAUGUUUUGUUGUAAGUUCCACUUUACUUGCUUGUAGUACAAAGAUUAAAUCUAUAGCAGAAAUCACUUAAAUUGCACCAUUUACUGUAAAAUGCAUACAGUGGUACCUCACAAGACGAAAUUAAUUUGUUCCAUGAGUCGUUUCGUGUUGCGAUAAUUUUGUCUAGCGAAGUGCGGUUUCCCACAGGAAUGCAUUGAAAUUUAAUGUGUUCCUAUGGGCAAAAAAGAAGCCCCUCUCCAAAAGGCUCCGACUCACCCACCACGGCCGGAAGUCUUUAAGGCUCUGGGGAGGGGGAAGCAGGAGGAGGGCUAGGGGUCUCCUCCCGCCUCAGCCUCUACUCCUUCACGUGCCGACGCUGUUCCUGCCAAGGGCCGCCUGGCGAGCCUCACUGCUGCUCCUGCCGGAUCCCGCCAGCCCUCUGGGGAGGAGCCGCGGAGGCCACCAUGGCCGCCGAGGAGGGCAAGGCCGGAGCCGCAGAGGCAGCCAUGAGCGCCGCGCCACCGCAGGAGGCAGAAGCGGCAGCCGUGGAUGUCACCAGCGGAGUCCUAAAGGUAAGCGGCGGCAGCUUCCCUUCCUCUCACAAGGCUGCUUCGUCUUGUAAAGCACAGCUAUAGAUGACUUUGUUUUGCGAUUCUUCCAAAAAAAUUUUUGUUGCGCCAGGCGUUCGUCUUGCGGGGUACCACUGUAUUCCCAUCAUAUGCUACUGCUCAAAGUUUAAGGCUUAGACAGUACUUGUCACAUAGGCUGCUGAACUUUUGUGUGACUAGAAUUUGUGGCUCCAUUAUAUAGAAGACAUGCUGUGUGUUCAGCAAAUUUUGCACUAAGAUGACAGGCCACAAUAUUGAAAAUUUCCUGCAGAAUUCCCACUGAUGUGAACAGGAGAUAUCAAAGAGAAUUUAUUUUCUCUGUAAAAUCCAAUAGUCUUGCAUUAUUAUUAUUUUUAAAGUUUCCUUUACCAUUACAGUGGUACCUCGGUUUACAAACACAAUUGGUUCCGGAAGUCUGUACUUAACCUGAAGCGUACUUAACCUGAAGCGAACUUUUCCAUUGAAAGUAAUGGAAAGUGGAUUAAUCCAUUCCAGAUGGUCCGUGGAGUACUCAAACUGAAGUGUACUUAACCUGAAGCGAACAGACUUCCGGAAAGUUCGCUUCAGGUUAUGUACGCUUCAGGUUAAGUACGGACUUCUGGAACCAAUUACACUCAUACUUGAAGCGUACUUAAACCGAGGUAUGACUGUAGAUGUAUUCUUGGGAUUUUGUAUUUGAUCUUUCUUGGUAGCCUAAUUUAGGAUGUUUGAUCCCUUUGCUCAUUAUUCCCCCAAUUCAUUUGAGACUUCUGAAGAUGGUAGUAAAACAUGUGCUUGUUAAAGAAAGCUUGUAAUGCUUGACGCUAAGCAAGUUAUUCAGUCUUGGGAUUGGGACAUAGUCUGAAAGUCAACAUUUACCAAGUCAACCCCUGAAAGUUACACUUUGCUAAAAUAACAUUCAGGGUUGUUGUUAUCCAAUUGUAAAUAUAGCAUGCAUUUUU
Zootoca vivipara (common lizard) is the source of this 14029-nucleotide messenger RNA. RefSeq names its product peroxisome proliferator activated receptor alpha (gene PPARA). The record is from RefSeq and is a predicted model, not a curated record. Gene Ontology annotation, cellular component: nucleus. Gene Ontology annotation, biological process: fatty acid metabolic process; negative regulation of cholesterol storage; hormone-mediated signaling pathway. Gene Ontology annotation, molecular function: zinc ion binding; DNA-binding transcription repressor activity, RNA polymerase II-specific; nuclear receptor activity. NCBI's taxonomy places the organism in Eukaryota, Metazoa, Chordata, Lepidosauria, Squamata, Lacertidae.